Molecule: messenger RNA, 15446 nt
Organism: Porites lobata
Lineage: Eukaryota; Metazoa; Cnidaria; Anthozoa; Scleractinia; Poritidae
Source: the annotation of a GenBank genome assembly
GGAUGAGUUGCUGGCGGUAACGAAAUAAUGUGUCAAGAACAUCUGUCGAAAGGUGACUUGAAGAUUUUCUCUUUUUGAGGUAAGCUCUUCCCUGUUUUUAGAUGUCACGAGGAGGACAUACUUUGUGGGUAUAAAUAAAAGGUAAAAUGAAACUAAACCAUCCGGGUUCGAAGAGAAUCUGCAGAGCUCGAACUUUCGGUAUGUACUGCUCCCGCUGGGCUUUUAAAUAUAAUAAAACUUUUUGCUAAACUGUCAGUGAUGGGCUCAUAUGAAAGUCCUAUAUUCACCUUGGAACGUCAAAAAGUACGAGGCGUUAACUAACAAAGUUAUUAGGCAAGUCAAAGUCAGUUAACAGAUGUCUGCACCGAUUUGUCAGUACGAUGCACGACAAAGUUGAAACGACAACAAUUCGAUUUGCCAAUCAUAGUUCGUUGUAUGCAUGAACUUAUGGGCAUGUAAUUAAGAUUUCAUAAAUGGACUUGGGUUGUGAUAAAUACCGAGCAUUGCAUUCCUAAUUCGUUAUGUAUGAGGCCAGUACGGCUGGUUUAUAUAGACUUAGUAUGUAUGAUUAAUUGCUUCCGUGUUGUUUAUUUUUAUAUAUUAAAAUAUCUUUAGCUUCUCUCGUGUGUUUAUUUAAUAGUCUGCAGUAUAAACAGGCUGAUUUCACGCAAAAAUUGCAACUGAAAAUUAUUCAGCGUCCUGGUAUAGUUCUCAUAAUGCAAAUAAUUAGCUUUGAUUGCAGUUGGUCCAGUAGACUUUGUUUGUGCAGACGAAGGCAUCUUUCGUGAUUAUGCAAAUCAGAAACCUGUUCACCGCGGGACUUCCGUCGAAUUUCAUUACUAUCCCUACUUCAUGGAUAUACCUCGAAUUAAUUACCGUAUAUGAUCAUGAUGACAAAAGUGCGAUCCGAAUUGCCUAUUUCCAUAAAGGAGGGUCCAUUGGGUGUGUUAAUACCAAUUGGGUUCUUCCAUUCUUAUUCCCGAUGAUUAUUGUCGACAUCCCUUAUCUCCUGUUGUAAUCUCGAUUCUCACCCAAAAUCCCGAAUGUCUGGGAGGGGGCGAACUACAAAAUCCCGAUAGUCGAUGUAAUUAAUGAUUGCUGCGGUGAUUGAUUUAGGCUAGGCCUAUUCUCCACAUCCCAAUCAAGAGCUUCACAUUACUAGCAGUGCAAAAGCUAAGGAAAGAUUAGGCAAAGUGAACUCUAAAUUCUAGGUCUUUGCAUAUAUAAUACCUUCUGGAAUAUCAAGGGAUAGAUACCACAGGCCUUUUUUGCAUUCGCAGUGUACGGUGAGGGCUCUUUUCGGUGGAGCGCUUGUAUUUUUGUUGUUUUAUCAGUUUUCCAAGUAUAUUUGUUCCUCACUUGUCUAACCUCCCCGAGCGCGGUCCCUUGCAUGCUAAUGAAGGUAUAGUUGCCGUGUUCAUUUUUUUCAUGUCAAAACGAUCUGUCAAAACUGUAAUACGUUGUUUUGGGAGAGUACUGAAUAUAAAUUGUUACGUGUUGUCUAUUUUAUUAAGCAUCACUCUACAAUGUUGACAUAUCGGAAAUCUAAACUGUCCACGUUGUAAGCUGCAACUUGUUUACAGUUCAAAUUGAGCCCUUAAUUCUUUAAGGGCUCAACAAGGCUGUUAGAGUGUCACUCCGAAUAAGCCAUUUAAUUCUUGACGAUUGGCGAAUUUUGUGGUCAACAUUUCAGGAGAUAAUAUAAUGCCCAUACCAGUCAUACCAGUCCCAGUCAAACUACAAACAAUCUGUAGUUCGGUGACCUUAUUUGAAUUCCUCUCUGCAUCUUAAUUCCUCGUACGAAGUGCUAAAAUAUUCGGAAACUUCGGAUUGCGCGACGAAGCGUGAUGUCACGCGAGGAAGAUUUAGAAAAAUGCCUGUAAAGUACUUUCCACUGUUUUUGUUCUGUGCAAUUGGGCAUGAACCUGAUAGUUACAAUAAAUAAAUAUUUUCAUAACUAAAUGAAACACAGUGAUGUCCUGAUGACGGAACUGUAACCAUCCGCCAUGUUGGAUCCGCCGAAAUUUGAUGUAAAGGUGAUGUCAGGGUUCGUACAGUCUUGAAAAGUCCUUGAAUUUUAGGGGAAGUCCUCGAAAAGGCCUUAAAUUUCUGUGCAAGUCCCAUACUUGAAAAGCCCUUGAAUUUUUUUCAACUUUGAAAGAAGUAGCCUUGAAAGAAUUACUUGAUGCUUUUUGGUUGUCCAAGACAGAAUAUAAAUCAUAGCUCAGAGAAUUUAAAGGUGUUGAGGCCUCAAAUGUAAUAAAUGACCCUAAAUGUAAUAAAGGUCCUAAGUGUAAUAACUUUUGGCCCUAAAUGUAAUAAAGGUCCUAAGUGUAAUAACUUUUGGCCCUAAAUGUAAUAAAGGUCCUAAAUGUAAUAACUUUUGGUCCUAAAUGUAAUAAAGGGUCUAAUAAUAUUAUAUGUGUAAAAGGUUUUAGCCCUAAAUGUGAUGGAAGUCUUAACAGUAUACUGCAUGUAUGUAGUAUAACAGCCCCAAACUUGAUAAAGUCCCUGACUGAAACAUGCGACGGUCUGAUGCGAUAUUAAUUUAAUAGCCAGCUGGCGAUUCACUUUCUUCGCCCUAUUGUAGUCUUCAUAGAUAUUCAUAAACUUAGAAAGGGGCUAGAGCGCUCAAGACGUAGGAGAAACACUUAUAAAUUAACUACGUCUCGAUCGUGUUUCCUACUACAUCCCUACAUCGUAAAACGCGAGUUAUAAACAAAUGGAAUCUACACAAAAGUUUUCAAAAUACAGUAGUAAUUUAGUAAUUGAAGGAAGUAUUAAUGUUCAUUAGAAACGAUCAUCGUAGUAAAUUAACUACUUUUGCCUAUGGGGUUUUUUAAUGUUGCGCCCAAAAAAGAAAUGUUCUUUUUUUUAUCAUUUUCCAAAAGAGUAUGUCGGUCGGUCCAUACAGAAUGCUGUGAACACGAAGUUAUCUAUAAACAGCAAGAUAUUAAGGGUAGUAUAUCUUGAUAGUUUUUGUGACUUCCUGACUUUGAUUUUAAUUUCUACCAGGAGUACUUCUUGAAGUGAAUUUUUAUGCUUACAUUUUUUCCAGGAUUUCACCACAUGAAUAAUAAUAAGUUUUUACUCAAAUGGCUAUAUAGGGGAUCUGCCUAGGGUAUUUAGUGCUUGAUAUUCCCUAGACACAUUCUGGCGCUCCGUUAACCUGUAAUAAGGCUGAAAGCAAACACUAUGAAAUCUUCUUAUGACCCUAAGCGUAAUAAGAGCUGAAAGAAUUACACUUAGGACCUUUAGUACAUUUAGGACCAAAAGUUAUUACAUUUGGGACCUUUAUUACAUUUAGGGUCAUUUAUUACAUUUGAGGCCUCAACAAUGUUACACGAGACGAUUCGCAACGAUGAUUUUUGGUGCAACACAGCGUUGCAACAUUGUUGCGACAUUGUUUCGCCGGAAUAGUUACUUACAACAUUGUCCCAACAUUGCAACGCUGUGUUGCGCUAAAUAAAAAUCGUCGUAGCGAAUCGUCCCGAGUAACAUCACCUUAAGUAUAAAAGGAUGCUUAGGAAGCAAACGUUAUGCAAGUUAUGAAAUCCCCGCCGAGAGAAAUGAACACUGUUGAAACUCGAACCUUGCAUCUGCCAUUUUGUCAUUUUUAAUUCCUUAAAGCCUCGAUUACAUCAACGGUUGUAAUGAAUUUGAUAACAAUGCUAAACUAGGUGUAAUAUAAUAAUUCAAGUAAACAUAGAAAUAAAACCUUUUGUACAGAAAAAUACAAAUUUUGAAAAACAUGGCUGUCAAAACUCGGUUGCCAUGGUAACGUCAAUGAUGACAUACACGUCUCGACUACUGCAAAAUGCUCCCAGAUGAUUUUUUAGAAAAAUUCGAUUUUAAAUUCAAUUAAAGUAUGUAGCGUGAACGUUUUAAAAGUUACUCGACUUUUUCGUUAGAGGGGCCCUCAAAAGCCCCUGCGGUCUGAAUAGGAUUGAUGUGUCAUGAAAAACUUGCUAGGAUACUAGAUAGUAGUAGAUAGUGGAAUAAUAGCAAACACCUUCUAAAUUUGGUCUCCGCAAGCAGGUUAUAUUAAGGCCAAUCAGAAAAGGAGAGAUAUUUUUUAUAAAUUUCAAAUUAAUGAUAUAAGUUACUAAUAGUAUUACUUUAUUUAGAGAGACUCAGGAAAAGACAAGAUCACUGCAUUCACGAAAUGAUGGAUGACGUUUCAAAAUCAGAGCUCGCGAAAAAUGUAAGAGUUAUUAAUGGACAAGUUGUCCUGGACCUGCGAGGAAAACGGUUGUCAAACGUUCCUCAGGCCGUCACUGAUCUCGCUGGUGUUAAGGUCCUUGACCUUGGCGACAACAAUCUAACCAAACUACCUGAAAAUAUUGGUGAUUUGGCUGAUCUAGUUGUUCUCCGCGUCAAUGGCAACAAGUUGACAAAGCUUCCAACAAGCGUUAGAAAAUUAUCGAAGCUACAAGAACUGUACUUAAACAAUAAUCAAUUACAAGGGAUCGAUGAGACCGUUCACCUGAAGGAACUAAGAGUUCUGCACCUCGAACACAAUCGAUUGUCAGAGUUACCUUCUAAUUUCAAGCAUCUGCAGAAACUUCAAAAACUGUUUCUGAACGACAACCAACUCACAGGAUUUCCCGAGGAUAUAUUUGAUUUGCAAGAGUUGGUAUGGCUGAACUUAAGUAAUAAUAGACUUUCAGAGAUUCCUUCCAGUAUCAGAAAGCUGAAAAAACUCGAAGUGUUGUACAUCAGCAACAUCAACCUGAGAGCAAUUCCGAAUGAAAUAUGUGAACUAACCCAUCUUAGAGGCCUAAAUCUGGAAGGAAAUCCUUUGAAAUCUGACGACGAAGGAUUGAAUCAUCUUUUGAAGCUGAGCAAAGAGCGACAGCCGUACAUGUCGAUAGCUAUUUCAGGUAAGCAUAGCGAUCUGAAAAUUCAUUUAGUUACUUUAUUUGUUCAUCACACACAUAAGUAUACCACAUUUACGUGAUCUUACGUAGCCCGCUGACACUCCCUGGAAAUUUGAGCGAAGAUGUACACCCUGCUUCCUGCAACUCUCACUGCUUUUUCUUGACCAAAAUAUGCCAUUUUCCUAUUUUAGAUGAGGAGGACGCAGUGUCAGUUGAAUUUGCAUGAGCCAUCAAUCAGUUGUCAUUUAGGUUAUGUUCACACCAAGAGACUAUAAAGGGGACAGAGAGGGCAUCCCCCAUAUACACCCUAUUCCAUAGGUAAUUCGUCUCGAGUUAUUUUUAACACCACAGAUCUCAAGGGGGAUUAGAUAACAGCCAAUCACAUAGCGCGAAUGUGUUCCGCGUGGAUGACCCACGCUGAGAGCCAACCGUCCUUCACGAAAUGACGCAGAACAAAAUGGGGGAAGACGCGGAGAGCGAUUUUGCUAUUCCUUUUGUCGACGAAAACGACUACAGCGAGAUUUCUGCGAAAGCUGUGUCAGCGAAACCGAAAUUAAAAAAGAAUCGCCCUUCCUCUCUUGUAUAGAGCUAACAGUAGAGCAGGGAAAUCCUUAACACACUGAAUAUUCUCUCAGGAUCAUUUAUAAUCUACAGUUUGAAGAGAGCAAUUUCUGGUUUGAUGUUUAUUUUUUUCAGUCUUUACAGCGAUUAUUCCUACCCACUUACUUUGUCAAUUGUAGGCGAACCCUCCUAAAGCUGAAUUUCAAGGGACCAUAUUCAAGCUCAGAAAGAGAAAUAAAAUUUCGUCGUUGCUUAUUUACGUCCUCCAUAAAACGCGAAAUUAGGCAUUUUCACGUCUUAGUCGUGCAAAAACGGGAAAGAAAUGAACAAAAAAGUGUGUUGCACGUGCGAAGUUGUUGUUUUGCUAAUUAAACCUAUUGUUCUUUUUACGUUCUAGUUGUCGUCCGCGUCGUUGGAUCUUAAACUCCCUAAAUUGUACAAACGACCGGUUUCAAUAGACCGGCGAAAUUUCUCAUUUUAUUAAAGCACUGAGGUUACGACAACUUCGAGUUAAACUGAUUUCACGGGUUGUCAAAGAGUCCAGCGAUUCCUUUUUGGAAUAGGGUGUAUAUGGGGGAUGCCCUCUCUGUCCCCUUUAUAGUCUCUUGGUUCACACAAUACCAGUUACCAUGCGCCCGCACGAAAGCCAUACCGAAUAGGGCUUCACACAUUAAAGAACGAUGAUUUCGGCGCGAUUUCUGCAACGGGGAGAAGCGACGCUGCGCCGAUCUCUAUAGUGUUUACACUUUACUUAACAGCUUUUCGUGUCUUCACGAAAGCUGUCCGGUAUAUAAGCUCGUGCGAACAUAGCCUUACUCGGAGGCUGACUUAAAUUUGACGUACAAAUAAGAGAUAAAAUCGAAAAAAAAAUUACCUGUUUUGUUGUCCAGGUUUAUUAUUCCUUCAUUUUUAAUUGCUUCGUGAACGUUUGUACUCUUUAAAAGUUCCAGAAAUUAGAAAUUAUUUAGACUAGAAAUUCAUAAAGAGAAAGCAGACAUCAGACAAUGAAAAUUACUAUUCGGUACUAUAGAAACACAAUUUUUGUCAGUAACUUUAAAUUAUCAAUAAUGAUGAAAAUGAAACAUGAGGAUCCUACAUUAUCGGUGUAUAACGGUGUUUUAUUUCAAGCGAAGGGAGCCGCGAGGGGCCGAGGAAAAGCAGGCUCAGUUAAUAUUGUUGAAUAAUCCCCGAGAAGCAGCUUUGGCGAAUAGUAUUGUUUUAAACAUAGCUGGAAAUUUCUUCCCAACAGCACGCGCUCUCGUUGAUUACUUCGAGGUCUCAUCUGACAAUGAAACUGUUUCCCGCCAAAUUCUCUGAGCAGGCAACAUUGCAAAAUCUAUAACGUCAGAGGUAACAGUGCACUGUUACCCGCGAAUGUUGACCGACGACCGCCGUUACAGGAGGUUUAAUGAAUUUCCAGCUUCGAAAUUUCCAACUAGUCACUUAAAGACUGGUCCUUGGGGAAACAGCUAAGUUUCCCUCGGAACCAGUCGUUUAGUGUUUAUUUCUUCACUCAACCCAAGUAACUAUCUGUACCACCUUCUGACCAACGCUGUUCAAAUAGGCAUAUUUCGUACUCUUUAACCGAGCACGGAGGCCGCUAGUUUUAUCCGCUUCACGCAAAUUGUGCCCCGUCUGAAAGCUGAAAGCGCGUAGAAUCCGUCCAAGUUUUGCAAAUUUGGAGUGAUUUGCACUUUAAAGCAACACUGAGUGAGAAUGCUAGAAGUGGAAUGUUUUAUCAACAUAAUUUAUACACACAAUUAUUGAGACUCCCUUUACAGGACUUUCCGGCUAGUCUUUUCUUUCGGUUUCAAUAUGAAGCACCUCGAAGGCGGAAAGAUCGCUGAAAUGUGAUCAUACUUCCUGAGACCAAGAACUCAGGGUUAAGCCAAGGUUAAAGCACAUUUUUCUUGUCAAGAAUUAUUUUUUUUAACUUAAUGGUGUAAAAUAUUGUCGAACCUUUACUCCGAGAUACAGAUGAUAUUAACCUCCUUGGAUAGUCCUACCGCUAGGACAGCUACUUUAAAACUUUGUUGAUGAGAACAAAUGCUUUCAGAUUCGAUGCAUCAAGAACAGCAUCCAGAAGAGGAUCGUAAAGCAGUCUUUGCGUAAGUACUGACAUGUGCGUUUUAGUCCGUUUUCUUUAUUUAUAUCGACCUCUCUGAGUGAUCUUCAAAGAAUACUAUGUGGACGAAAAAUGUUGAAUGCUUUGAAAACUGACAAAACAGCCGACAUUUCGCGACGCCACCAACAGUUUCCGCGCGAAAUGACAUCUGAGAACCGAGCGCAGAAAUUCCAUACUGAUGACGUGUCAUUACCCAGAUCUGGAUAGUGCUUCUGAUUGGUCGUGCCGAGUGGCAAAUGUGUUUCAACCCGUCAGAAGCACUACCCAGAUCGGGGUAGUGACGCGUCAUCAGUAUAGAAUUUCUGGGCUCGUUUCUCAGACGUCAUUUUGCGGAAAAGCCGUUGGUGGCGUCGAGAACGGCAAAAAAAACAAUAGGUUUGAUUAGCAAAACAACGACUUUGCACGUGCAUCACGCUUUUUUGUACAUUUCUUUGCCGUCGUUGCCCGACUACAACCUGAAAGUGCCUGAAUUCACGUUUUGUCGAGGACGGGAACACAAGACAACAACUUUCUUUUCUUUUCCUGAACUUUGAUACAGUCCUUUAGAAUUCAACUCCAAAAACAUUUGCCAACAUUUGACGAAGUAAACGAGAUGGAAUAAGCGCGGUAACGUUUGAGGCAGCGCGACUUCACUUUUUAGGUGACGUUUUUGUAGCCGUCGCCGUCGUUGUUGCUUAAGCUCCCUAAUGUCGGCUGUUUGCUCAGACUGUGAAAACUGUGAAAAAGUAAAAACCCUUGACUUUUUAUCCGAGCAAGGAAAACUCAUAUUGUUUGUUUAUUUUAUUUUAUUUUAUCAACGCCAUCGUGCUUUUUUAAAGUUUCAAGGUAUAAUGUAAAUUGUAUGCAUUACGUCUCAUCCCGUGAAGUUUCAAUGGCCUAUAAUGAAUUUUUAGUAUAAACACAAGAGAGACUGAGGCCCCCUUCCACACCCAUCCGGAUAUUUUUGAAUCCGCAACUUUUUCUUAAUUUCCGAUUUCAAAAGUUUCCACGUCUGCUCGUAUCCGUAUUCAAAUCAAAUUUUUCCUUCCACACGUUUCCGAUACGUAUCUGUAUUCACUCUAGUACCCAAGACUCCUCUGGGAAUAUUGGCAACGGAGCACGCGUCUUAAAGCGCGCGAAAAUUACAUCUUGCAAUAUGCAUCGACGGGUAACAGAAAGAACCUGGGAACGAGCUUGUCAACUACGGUAAAGAACUGGGCUUAAUCUUGUUAUGUCGCCGGAUAAAAAAAUUUCCGAGUUUAGCGUCCAUACGAUAUUCCGGAUUCAUAGCAUAUUCAAAAAUUUCCACUCUGAAGAGCCGAUUCAAAAAGUUGCGGAAUUGUCUGCCGGAUUCACCAGAUUCGUGUGGAAGAUAGCCGUAUCCGGAAAGAAAAAGUUGCGGAUUCAAAUAUCCGGAUACGUGUGGAGGGGAUCUGAGAAGAGUACUAAAGACUGCAUCAUGGGCAUAUUAGUCUUCUUUAGCUGGUAUUGUUGUUUUCCCAAUAGAGGUCUGAAGGGAACUUGACCCUUUGUCUUCUUUUAAAUUGUUCAUACAGAUGCAAGUGCAUGUUAAGCUUCGACGAAACGGGCAACAAAAACGUUCAACUUGUUUUGCAACAUUGCUGCAGAACGAGUUGAAUAGCGAUGUUGCGUGUUUUACCACCCACGUUCAAACCUGUUAACAACCUGAUUUGUUGCAAGACAGGUUUGAUGUGAGCGGUAAAACGCGCAACAUCGCUAUUCAACUCAUUUUGCAGCAAUGUUACAAGACAAGUUGCGUGUUUUUUUGUUCCCCGUUUUUGCGUACUUUACGCGGAAUGAAGGCUGUAUUUUCUCUACGUUUGAACAUUUUGAUUUAAAUGUCACCUCUGGUAACAAGAUUUUUCACCUUGUGACAGAAGGAAACUUUAGCACCAGACGUUCUUGACUCACGAACGGCAUGGCUGGCCGAGCAGAACUGGAUCGGGAACGCGGUUUUGGCGCCAAAUGCAAAUCAUUAAGCAAAUCUACCAUACGCUUUUAAAGUUCUAACAUAACAAAGAGCAUACACGGGUUGAAAACUGUUAUAUUGGACAUCAAAUGUUAUAUUGGACAUGAAAUCUAACUGUGUUUAUACGCACGUUUCUGAACCUCUGGUUUCAUCAAAACGCGAGUUCUCAACUCAAAAACGUCUUGACAGGAGUUGACUGUUACAUCCUGUCAAUUUCUUCUUUGUGGUGAUUUCAAAUUUCACGUCGAUGACAAUACAAACUAGCCUGAAUUUCAUCCGAUUACUUCGAGUCCUUAUUACUCCCUCAGUAACGUCUGAGUCGACCGGCCGUUAAUGCCGUCCAGUGACGUCACUACUCCUUUGGUUUAAGUUCAUGCAAAAAGCAAAACACGAUUUUCAAGUGGCAAACCAAGAAAUUAUCGUUUAGAAAUGUUUACAUGAUACAGAACAGCUGACAGAAUUGCUUUACUCUUUUCGAUCGUAAUUCAUGUUUUUGACGUUUAAACUAUCAACUGCAUGCAGUACUCUGAACCGGUUGUAAUUGAACUCGGCGCAAUCUCGCAAUGAAACAAAUACAAACACGAAACAGUUACUUCAAAAACACAACAAUUUCCUUAAAUUGAAAAGAAGCUAUUUGGUCUUUAACGAAGAAAAAAAAAAACAAGGAGACAAGAAAGAAAAGCUAACAGAAUCAUUACUCUUGACGGUGAAAAUGGCGAAAAGAAGGUCGAAUGACAACGUGACAUUGGUCUUCAGAAACUUCGCAUGAACAAAAUCACUUCGGAAACCACAAAGCGGCUCUAAAUGAAAAACCUACCGACUCUCCGCAAUGAUUCUUCAUUCGCAGUUCAAUUUAGCAAUUCAGUUUCGAAGACAAGGGCGAUUUCGCUGUUUACGAUAAAGAUUAUCGAAAUGUUUGAACUCUACGCAGGCAUGCCACCGAUGCGAUCCGCUGAAUAUCAAGCGACAAUCCAGCAAAAAUUUCUCAUAAUUACCGUAUUUUUUCGAUUAUCCGCCUUGGGCGCUUAUUGAAUUUUUGGACAUUGAGAGUGGGCGCUUAUUCGAGGCUGGGCGCUUAUUAAAUUUUCACCAUUUUCAACAAGUGUAGUAUGUAUAUUUUGCAAGAACACGGUAAUAACAAAACGCGAAGAUGUAACAAAGCAAGGUUUCUGGAAAACACCCUGAAGAAAACUCCGUCUUCGGAGAAGUCUCAAAUUAGUAAUUAUUCUUUUUUUUGGGUGGUAGCGGCAAGGGAGUGGGAGGGAGGUGGGAUGGGGUAGGGGUUGGCGCUUAUUCGAGGCUGGGCGCCCAUUAACUUCUUCUGCCUUUAGGAUGGGCGCUUAUUCGAGGUCGUCGCUAAUUCGAGGUUGGGCUCUUAUUCGAAUAAAUACGGUAUACAUAAUUAUGCGAAUGUUUAGACAGUCAACCAAUCAAAAUCGCUACCCGGUUUUCGGGUAGUAGUGACGUCACUGGACGGCGUUAACGGCUGGUCGAUUCAGACGUUGCUGAGAGGAGGAAACGACUGGAAGCAAUCGAAUGAAAUUCAGGCUAAAUACAAACAGACCUUUUUUCUGUUGAUCUGAAACAGCAUGUUACAGUCCAGCGUACCCCCCAAGACUACAUUGAUGAAUUUUAUGUUAACCGAAAGUUGAAUCCGUUGGUAACUGUAGAUUUCAGAUUCAUCUCUGCAUUCUUGCAUGCGUAUUAAAUGAGCCGUGAAUUCACACGCGAGGCAGUUACGUAAUUUCUACCAGCUCAGUUUCCCUGGAUUUGAUGUAAACGGUCUUCUACCAAAUUUAACCCAUUCAAAGAUUUUCAAUCUGACCAAAUACAGAGAAGUUCUCGUAAAAUAUUCACUGCUCAUUACACAUGCAGGAAUGCCGAUUUGAAUUUGACACUAUUUACCGGAACCACCAACGGAUUCAUUUUUCAAAUAAUCAGUUCAUUAAUAGAAUCUCGGGGGGUACCCUUGACCCGCCUUGACUGUAAUGGCCCUACCCAUCGUCUGGGACACACAUUGGAUCUUCUCAUCACUCGCGAAAUGGAUACUCUAAUUUCUCAUACAAGAAUUUUACCAGAUCUUUUCUCUGACAAUCAACUGGUUUUGUGCUUCACAAAUUUACCGCGGCCUCCUGCCACCCCUAUAACUGUCACGCAUCGGAAGACUUGGGACAUCGAUCUUGAUGCUUUUUGGAAGGACAUCUGCCGUGUCGUCUCUAAAGAAUCAGUUGAUAACUUGGACGGCAUGAUGACCGCGUAUGAUAAUACUUUGUGUCUUCUACUUGACAAGCACGCCCCAGAACAAACAAGGAAUAUAACCUUUAGGCCAUAUGCGCCUUGGUUCUCAGACGGUCUUCGAGAAUUAAAUCGUGUUAAAAGGCGCCUUGAAAGAAAAUUUCAAUUCACUCUGAGUUAUCAAUCGUCAAGCAAAUUUACUAUCAAGCCUGCCGCAAUUAUAAUCGCUGGUUGGAGGUUUCGAAAACCAAUUACUUGAAGGAGUAAAAUUCUUUCUCGACCAAGAUAUUGGUCUUGUCCGCACGGGCCGUUCCUUGGACCGCUGUUAUUCUCGCUGUAUAUCGCCCCUCUUGAAGAUAUCAUCUCCGCACACGGCUUCGACGCAAUGAUGUAUGCCGACGACACCCAGUUCUACCUUUUUAUGCGUAACGGGAAACGCGCCGUUGUUGUAGAAAAUGUCAGUUUGUGUCUAAAUGAUAUCAUGAGUUGAAAUUUAUGGAAUAUGCCGAAAUAAAUUGUAUUCCGUCAAAGAUCAGUGACUGAGAUAACCCAUUUCUCUUCGCGUUUUUCACCUGCAGAACAGAUGGCUUCGAUUAAAAGUCCGUGAUCAGUACGUUCAGCCGACUAGUGUUGUCAAAGCCGUCGGUGUUACGCUUUCUUCACACCUCACCUUUGUUCCCCAUGUGAACAACACUUGUCGCGCUCUCUCGCGUUCGUUUCAUUCUAUUGGCAGAAUCAGAAAAUAUCUUUCGCAAACGGAUACUGAGCACAUUUUCCUUGCCUUCAUUUUAUCGAAAUUGGAUUGUUGUAACAGUUUGCUCUAUGGAAUUCCCUCUCGUGAAACUGAGAAAUUUCAGAGAUUGCAGAAUACCGCGGCAAGAUUAAGUGUGUGCUUAAAGAAGACCGAUAAUAUUGCGCUGCCUUCCUGUUAAGAACAGAAUAAUUUUUAUUUUAUAAGUUAUUGUUGAUUACGUACAAAUCUCUUAAUGGCCUUGCCCCGGUGUAUAUUAAUGAGUUGUUACAUCAUUACAGUCCCUGUCGUUCUCUUCGUUCUAGUGAUUCCAACCUCCUAGUUAUUCCCAAGACUACUACGCUUACUUACAGUGAUAGAUCUUUUGUAGCAAUUGCUCCGAGUUAUGGAAUCAGCUACCGCUUGCCAUUAGACCUGACAAUUAAAAGUAACUCUGUUGAUAGUUUUAAAAGGGCUUUGAAAACGUAUCUGUUUCGUGAGAGCUCUUUCUUUUAGUUGUAAAAAGCUUCGAAACAUUUAUAUAUAGAAUGCGUUUUUAAGAACUUUAAUUAUUAUUAUUAUUGUUAUUAUUAUUAUUAAUUUGGAAGAAACAGUUCUCUAGAGUGUUAUCACGUGACCUGUAUUAGAAAAACAAAAGAUACAUAAGCUAAUUAAAGAGGUCUAUAAUGGAUAUUACGCAGCGGGAGUGCUCAUGACGCAGGUGACGCCGUAUACCGGCUUGGGUUGUUAUUAGGGAGCUUAAGCAACAACGACGGCGACGGCUACAAAAACGUCACUUAAAAAGCGAAUUCGCGCCACUUCAAACUUUAUCACGCUUAUUCCAUCUCGUUUACUUCGACAAAUGUUGGCAAAUGUUUUUGGAGUUGAAUUCUAAAGGACUGUAUCAAAGUUCAGGAAAAGAAAAGAAAGUUGUUUUCUUGUGUUCCCGUCCUCGACAAAACGUGAAUUCAGGCACUUUCAGGUUGUAGUCGGGCAACGACGGCAAAGAAACGUGCAAAAAAGCGUGAUGCACGUGCAAAGUUGUUGUUUUGCUAAUCAAACCUAUUGCUUUGCCGUUCUCGUUGCUUAAGCGCCCUAUUGGUCCUCGGCCUUUCUCUGCGUAAGAGAUUUUUUUCCAGUACUUCGGUAAGUUCCUUUGCUCUUAAAAUGACAUGUUCAAACUCCCAUAUGUUAGACAAAAUAAAGGCUACUUUGAAGAUGCGCUAUCGCUUGAUUUAAAAGCGUAUCAUUUACAACUUGUUGAAGGGAAAGUAAACAACAUAAGCGACUUGUAAAUAAAAUAAAGAUGCCGGUAUAGCUAAAUAAUAUGUAUAUAUAUUUUUUUCAAAUAUACAGAGAACGCUUUAUAUUGGAAGAAGCCUUGUUGAACUGUUACGAAGAUGUGGGUGUUUGCGUUGUAUCUCCUCUCACGACUGUGACGACACCUGCGAUGAAUAUGUGUUUCCAAUUACAAGGUCCCACGAUAGGCUCAGCACUUCUUAUUGGAGAUGAAGUUUUGAUUAGCAAAGUGAUACAAUUUCAACCCAUUGAAAAGUCCAGCAAGGUUUCUAAAGAAAAGGUGAAGGUGGAUUUGCGUUAUAGUUGCCCUGACUUAAGAGGAUAUGAAGUUGUGAUCAAAGCGUCAGUGAACAAGGAAAAGAAUGAGUGGAAGGAUUUGGAGACCAAAAACGUCCGGAAACCUUCAGGUAAAACGCUCCUUGGUUCCAUUCCAUUAAAGAGAGGAUAGUCGUUAAUUCACGUUGCCAUGGUAGCAAAAUUUCUGGCUGACAACAAACUGAAUACGUCUUUUAGAAAGUGAAUUCGUACUAUCUCAAACUUCAUCGAUCUUAUCGAAUUUUAAAAUUUGUCAAAUGUUGUGAGUAUAGUUAUACUACUACAUGAGAAAUUUCUGCAAUUUGAUUGGCUAAGAACAGUGGUAUUCCAGCUUAAUUUGAAAUACCUACUUGUGAAAAGUACAAAACCUUUGCGGGUAGUAUAAUAUAAACAAAUAAUAGCAUGAUUUGUAGUGAUAUUUGGCAUAAAUACCCCUCGUGAUAUUUCAAAAUUGUCUCUAAUUUCACUCGCCUAACGGCACGUAUAACAAUUUCGAAAUAUCUCUCGUGGUAUUUAUGCCAAAUAUCACUACAAAUCAUGCUAUUACCUAUACUAAUAAAAAAUUAACACAAUUUUAAGGUCGUACAAUAACUUUAUUUAAAGAAAAAGCGCAAUAACCUAUUACAGUUUUCUAACCUACGGCCUUCAAAAAAUAAAUAAAUAGAUAAAUAAAUUUAGACGACAAAAAGCAAAUAAAUUUAUUUGAUAUAUAAAUACACAAAAGAGACAAUAUUUAAAGUAGAAUAGGCUAUAAACGCGUAAUGUAUAUCGAAGAGGUCGAAGAACAUAUGAGGAAAAUCCAUAAGGACGAGUGCGUUACCUGCUUUAAAGGCCACCGUCGCUUUUCAUUUUAAUAACUUCAAAAUCAAAACCGUUAAAUCUAUAACCGACUUUUUCUAAAAUUUGUCGGAGAAUAAUUUUAAGUCAUCAUUACGUGUACGUCAACAUUGACGUUAACAUUGCAACCGAGAUUGACUGCCAUUUUUGCUUUCGGGAAUCCACAGCGCUGGAAUGGCUCGCUGAAUCCAGUAUCCACGACUGCCUUACAUGGGGCAAAGAUGCAAAGAUGCAAAUCUGUGAUAGCAUUUAAGCGAAAAACUCUAAAAAAGCCCCGCCUUCAGUAAAAGAGAUGCAAAGCCACCUUAAAUAUUCAUUUUAGACAGUCCUACAAGCCAGUUAAGUUUUUACCACUGUACUUGGUCGUCUCUAUUAUGUGUACUGUUUUGUUCAUUGAUUACAGAUCUCAGUGAAGAUGAUCAACGGAUUUUCCCGGAAUGGAUGUAUCCUUUUGCUGAAGCGGAGAUAUCUGAUAUAACAGAUUGCUCUUCGUUU